ACAUAAAUACUGUUUAUCAAAUAAAAUAAUGACUUCCAAUCCGAUGGAAUAUGCAACUUAGAAGGUUAAUUUUAAAAAAUGACCAAAUCUGCAUAUUUGAGCAUAUUUGACAGACUAUUUACAAUAAAUGACAGUAAAAACUGUGGAACAGCAGAGAUAUUCAGAAAUCAGCAUUAACGUUAUUUAAAAUAUAUAAAAGCCAGGAAGUGUGCAUGUGGUGUUUGUUUUUAUUUAUUUAAUUAUGAACUGUUACAAAUAUAUUGAAAUACCAGUAGUCAAUAAAUUACUGAAGUAAGAGUAAACAAGCAACUGGUAAAAAGGUCCCCUGAGUUCUGAGUAAAGGACCUGACUGUGUGACUUAAUAUUUAAAAAUAAAGUAAUCAGACAGACAUGAAUGCAAAUUUAGUUGCAAAUUCUCGUAUUAAAAAUGAAUACAAGUAACAUACUUACAAAGUGGUAAUUUUAAGCAGAAGAAGCACUUUUCCAAAUCAGUCCAUCCAUCCAUUUAUCCACUGAAUGUCAAGGUAAACAUUUAACCUGUUAACAGCGCAGCUCUUCAAAAUAAACACAUUUCCGGCCGUGCUUUUAUUGUGUUGGUCUCCUGAGCGGAAGUGGAGUGUAAGCGUUAGAUAAGGAGCUCAGCAUCGACUCCGCUGCUGCUGCUGCGCUUCUCUUCACUGUGUCUGUGCGGAGAUGUUAGACCGUUCCCGGUGAAAAAGCACCGAAGCUCUGCCCCGUGGAAAUGCCUCACCGCCGCAGGCUGUAACCGAGCGGGAUUCGCGGACAGCCGAGCGGGGCAGAGAAGGCCAGGUCUCCGGGACAGGUUGGGAGGAAAACACCGGCAGGAUGUGGCAAGUUUUAGCAUGCGGGGCUGUAGUUUUCCCCGGUCUUUUCUUCGUCUUCAGGAAGAUUCUGCCCGCUGUGUUCAAACACUGGACCGAUGCCGACGUGGUUCUGGUCAGCGAGAGACUGGUGUCCUCCAUCCACGCUGUCAUGGCAACAACAGCGGGGAUCGUCGUCGUUUCCUCAUGCAGCAACAACAUCAUUUAUGACAGGCACUGGCUGGCCACCUAUUUCGUCAUUUGGUACGGCGUCCCCUAUAUGACGUACGACAUCUUCGCCAUGUACCUCAGCCACUACUACCGCUACCACGUCAAGGGCCAUGAGGACUACAAGCAGCACUCGCUGAAGACCAUCAACUCCUUCGUCCGGAGAGAGUUUCUGCUGGUGCUGCACCACAUCGCGCUGCUCACCAUCCUGCUGCCUAUCACACUGUUCUUCAGGAAGGACCAGGGGGAUUUCUUCAUCGGCUGCUUGUUCCUGACGGAGCUCAGCACGCCCUUCGUCUCCCUGGGGAAGAUCCUCAUCCAGCUGAGCCUACAGGAGUGCUGGCUGCAUAAGGCCAACGGCGGCAUGGUGCUGCUGACCUUCUUCAUGUGCCGCAUCGCCCUCUUCCCCUUCAUGUACUGGAUGUACGGCCGUCACUACGGCAUCCCGCUGCACGCCGUUCCCUUCCACCUGCCGCUCGCCACCAACCUGGGUAACUGCUGCAUCCUGGCGCCGCAGCUCUACUGGUUUGUGCUGCUGGUGAGGAAGGGCUACCGGCUGUACCUGCGGAGCCGCAGGCCGCCGCCCGCCAAGGAGGAUUGAUGCUGCGGCUGCGCUAACUGGACCCGUUACGGUACUGUAGUUCACCAGGACUGCCUGCUCUCUGUCGCUCCUCCUGGGCCUCCAUACUCCAACUCCUCUGUAACAAAGCUGUUGCCUGAAGGACCUCUCACUCUGUCUGAUUUUACUGCACUCUGAAGAAAGGUCACAUUCACCUCACUGGGAGCGGGAGGCGGAGCUUCCUGGAGACUUUCUCUGAUCUUUCACUCCUGCUGUUUGUACAGCUGCUGCUGAUGGAGAGGUUUGUUACGGCGCUAAUUGCUGGCCGCUAGUGGUUGGUGGUUAUGUUACAGCUCUGAUGUCACGUCUCCUGGGAGCGCCUCAUUCACAUUUAAAUCUGUUACAAAUCUGCAUUAAUAUUCCAACUACACUGUUUAUUUUGAAACUUUAUUGGGGCGAUUAAACGUUUCUGAAAUUUCAGGGUGGCAGAAGUUUCAAGGGCUUAUUUUUAGGAUCUGAUUUCAUCGUUAAAAUCGGAAACGGAUUGGAUCAUCCAGGAGUUUUUUUUUAUUUACUGCUGUGUGAUUUUUCUAAUGUGAAUUUCCUUUUUCAUUGCAUAAUCUCAGUUUAGGUUACACUGGAGGAGAGCGGGGUUAGAGCAGCUGGGAAGAGGCAGGAUGAUGGCUCAGGUUCUGGUCCAGUAAGGCUAAUGCUAGCUUCUUAGCUGGACUUAUUGUCCAGAAACCCAUUUAUUAACAAAAAGAAACAAUUCAGCAUGCCACCUUUAUUGGGUCAUCACAAAACUUCAACAGCCACAUUUACUUAGUUAUUCUUUCCUUUUCUUUUUUACAUUUUUUUCUUUUCUCCUUUUUUUUAAUCUUUUCCUCCCCCCCCCCCCAACAGUUUCAUUAAGUCCAGAAAAAUGUAACACUAAAAUAUUCAAACCGGCCAAUCACGUGUACAGAUGGGCUGACCAAUGAGCCGUCAGGGGGCGGGGCUUGCAGUGUGGUUGUAGCAGAGGCUCACUCUGCUCUCAGCUGAACCAUUUAAACAUUCAGACUCUGUUUUUCUGCACCACCUCAGUUCAAAUCAGCUGUUUGAGGUUUUGUUUGAACCGUGUUGGGCCUCAGGCCCGGACAUGUCGCCCUGCUAACGAGGCUGAUAUCAGGAGAUCAGAGGUCAGCCUCUCAGUGGGAUCCAUCAGUUUGUGUGAACUUCUUUAUAAGUUAAAGCACUUCACAGGAACGACUGUAUAUGAAGAUUUAAAGAUUGAAAUCAUGUUUUAUUUUAGCUUGAAGACAGUUUGCUAACUCAAAGUGAACCUGCUGAACAUGAGAGGACAAUUCCCUCAUCCUGGUAGAUAUUUAUCUGAAAGAUAAUCAACACUUAUUGAUUAGUUUUAGUUUGUUGUCUAUAUCAUUAAAAUAUCUAUAGAAAAGCUAAUUAUAUUUCACAUCUAGGGUUUGAAGUCAUGAAGACUUUGUGUGUCAGAUGAUUUUAUUGUUUCCUGUAACUUCUCUAUGCAACAGAGGCCUCUGCAGCACCGCAGUCAGCCGUAACGAAGUCAUCCCUUGACAUAAAGAUCCAACGCUACGUUUCUAACUUCCCCGUCUGGUUGGUCGGAUUUAAAGCUGUAGGGUCAUUAUUGAAAACCGGAUCAGGAUUAAUGCACUAGGCUGCGUUCACACAGCAGGUCUGGAUUCUAAACUCCCAUUUUUAAUGUUUGUGCGACCAUUCAUGACACUAAUUAAAUACAACCGCAAUCAGAUUUCUGUGUGAGCGGUUUGUGACACCAUAAUGAAGAAGAACGUAGCCGUCUUCCUGCAGCGCUCCGUCUACAGCAGUGAAGAUGGCCGCAGCACUCUGGAUGGGUUUUAAAGUUACUCAGAGCUGACAAUAUGGCCACCAGAUCAGAACCAGAUCACAUCAGCUGAUAAACAGAAAGCCCAGCUCACAGCAAUGGCCUUUAGUGGAGCAUUGACUGCGGCUUCUGACCCGGUUCUGUUUGGACGUGGAGUCAGACCAGGAGUGGUCUGACUCCACGGUCAGUCUCCACGGUCAGUCUGAGACCAGGAGACUCCAGUCUCCUGGAGGACGCUGUGAUGCGUCUGAGUCAGUGAACGCUGUGAUGCGUUCACUGACUCAGACUGAUUUCAUCACUUCAUUAUUGUCAUUAUCAUUUUCAGCUGCUGUUUACGUGCAGAUUUGCUGCCUGGAUUCUUCUGGUCAAGUAAAUUUCGGAUAAAAUGCGACAUGACCGUUCAAACUGCAGAUGUUUUGAAAACUACCAGAUCCAAUUUAGUUCCACGUCUGGAAGUGGAGUGGAUCCGAACGGGGCCGUUCAGGCUGCUGUGAAAAAGUCCGAUUUGGGUCGUAGUCACCUGCUGUGUGAACGUAUGAGACACUACGGAUAACAAGGUGGGGAAGGUUCUGGUUCAGUGUCGGCUCUUACGGUUCUGGACCAAUGAAGGUCGAACCACUUCCUCUGGAUUAGUGGGAGGAAUCAGUCCGGAUGGAUGAGGUGAGGCCUGUUGCUCCGAUCUGUUAACAGUCGGCUUCCUGGACCCAGCCUUGGGGGUGGAGUAGAGCGUCUCCUUGCUGGGAACUCUUUGCUCUCUUGGGAUGUCUUUCCACCUGAUAGUCCCGUAGAUUCAGUUCUGUUGGAACCAAAACUUCACCAUUUGAUCCAUCUCCAGCUGCUGUGGUUCUCUGGUUCUUGGUUGGUCGCUUGGAGACUGCAGCUAGCUUAAAGCUGCUGCUGGAAGUUCCAACCUUCAUCCAUAGCCAGCUGAUUUCUGGGCCGGUUUUUGCCUGGUGCAGAACCGUGAAGCAGGCCUAACCAGAUCUGACUCCAUCUUUAGUGAUUAUCCAGCAUUUCUAACACUGGCCUCAGUGAUAUAAGCUAGCAGAGCAAGCUACAUUAUAGCAGAGCAUUGGACUAAGUUGAGUCAGGAAAUGCUUUGCUGUUGUCUGGAUUACUGAUGGGAUCAAUCAAAGUUCUGAUUGCUUUGUGGUUUUAUUUCCUCCACCCACAAGCUAACAGAACUUGGACACUUCAGUGUUUCAGAUCAUCAAACCAGGUUUUAUAUCAGACAAAGAGAAACGGAGUAAAAACAAUCAAUUCAUUAGGACCUGUCUGACAGCACGAAGUAGGCGAAUCACUUCCAAUCUGAAGAAAUUCGAGGUACAGACUAUAAAUAAACAUUCAGCAGUUUGGAAUGAGUUACAGAACCGUCUAGAAGGUUGUGGGUUUCCAGAGAACCUCAGUAGAACCGGGAUCCACACAUGGAGAACCUUCCCAGGAAAGGCUAAGGUACCAAAAUGGCUCCAGGAAAAUAUCAGGGACUAAUCCAGGAGGUCCAAAAGAACCCACAACAAAAUUUUUAUGACACAUUGGCUGGAACCAUAGCUUCUCCCUCAGUUAAGGUCAGAGGUCACGGCUGCACAAUAAGUAAGAGAAACUGGGCAAAAAUGGCUUCCAUGAGAGCGAUCUAAGACCAGAACCACUGCUGAUCCAAAACAGCACAAAGACUCAUCCUGAUGUGAUAUUUCUGGAAGGUUUUGGUUUCGUUACGUCUGGAUUCAAACCUCAGCCUUUCCGAACCAUCCCUACAUUCAAACACGGUGGUGGGGGCAUCAUGAUGUGGGACUGCUGCAGGACUUGGUGGAUGGAAUCAUGAGUUCUGCUGUUUGUCCGACCGUCAGUCAGGUUGUGAUCUUAAACUCUGUAACGUCUCAAAAACCAAAACGAUGGUUUUGGAGUGGCCUAGUCAAAGUCCAGACAUGGCGUAACACAUUAGCACUCCCUCAAACAGAUUAAUCCAGCUAGAAAACCCUCCAGUGUCUGAAUUAAAUGAAUUCAGUAAAGCAGCGAGGGUCAAAGUUCCUCCAGAGAGACUCAAGAACACCUGGUGGAACCAGCGGUUUGGGGUGUGGAUGCUGUCCCCAGCGGACCGGUCGGGUUUCCUUUGUCUCACAUUAUGUCUGGUCUGGUGAUCUGAAUCGUUAGAGUCUCUUUAAUGUGCUAAAGCGUUCCUCCAGAUCAUUCCCUUCUUCUCAUUCGCUGGAGCCAGUCAGGUUAGAGUCCUCUGCUGCCCCCUGGUGGCGGGACUCAUCCCUCCAGCCGCAUGUUUCCUCCAUCCAGCUUCCAUAAAACGCGCGGAAGAACAGGAAUAUGUUGCUGCUUCAUUAAUACAUAUUCUGAGGUUUUAAUAAACCAGAUACCUCAAA
This is a messenger RNA of Xiphophorus maculatus (southern platyfish), 5838 nucleotides long. It is a transcript of the gene tlcd3a, whose product is annotated as protein FAM57B-like. Gene Ontology annotation, biological process: lipid homeostasis. Gene Ontology annotation, cellular component: membrane; endoplasmic reticulum. The coding region runs from base 847 to 1650 and encodes 267 amino acids. The transcript has 5 exons. The record is from RefSeq and is a predicted model, not a curated record. Lineage: Eukaryota; Metazoa; Chordata; Actinopteri; Cyprinodontiformes; Poeciliidae.